AUGUCAAUAACCUCCGCCGGAUUCUGGACCUCAACGCCUAUCUGGAAGCGGGCUGGUGUCAACACUCUCCGGUGUCUUGUUGGAUGCACCACCGGUGACUUUUCCGCAAUGUGGUAUCUCCAAGCUUUUCAACCGGACCUUGGGAUGCAGACCAUCAUGGCUAUUUCAAUGGCCUCCGGAAUCACGACAUCUAUCCUGCUUGAAACCGCCCUUCUCCGAUUCGGCCGCGAUCAGCUUUCUUGGUUAACUGCCGCAAGAACUGCCGUUGGUAUGAGUAUGAUCUCAAUGAUCACGAUGGAGGUCGCCGAAAAUGCUGUUGACUUUCAUCUUACUGGCGGCAUUGUGCAGUUUGAUUCUCCAGCAUUUUGGGCUGCUGCCUUGGUUUCAAUUGGUGCUGGUUUUCUUGCGCCUUUGCCAUACAACUACCUGCGGUUAAGGAAGUAUGGGAAAGCUUGUCAUUGA
This is a messenger RNA of Aplosporella prunicola CBS 121167, 462 nucleotides long. RefSeq lists its product as uncharacterized. NCBI's taxonomy places the organism in Eukaryota, Fungi, Ascomycota, Dothideomycetes, Botryosphaeriales, Aplosporellaceae. Bases 1 to 462 code for a protein of 153 amino acids. The record is from RefSeq and is a predicted model, not a curated record. The transcript is spliced from 2 exons.